AUGUAUGGGCGGUACACCCAGGAGCUGGGCGUGUAUGCCAAAGAGGAAGCGGCCCGCCUACGGGACGGAGGAGUGCGGGAUGGCGGAGGACUGCGGAGAAACACCAGCGUUCGCAGUCGUGCUGCAGAUCUGCUGGACUACGAGAAGGACCCCUGUGCAAAGUGCCAUCUGUGUGCGUCUCGCUGCCAGAAGUUCCUGAUCUCGCGGGUGGGGGAGGACUGGAUCUUCCUCAUUCUGCUGGGGCUGCUCAUGGCUCUGGUCAGCUGGGUCAUGGACUACGCCAUCGCCUUCUGCCAAGAAGCACAGAAGUGGAUGUAUGGCGGACUGGACAGCAACAUGCUUCUGCAGUACAUUGCUUGGGUCACCUACCCUGUAGUGCUCAUCACUUUCUCAGCAGGAUUCACACAGAUACUGGCGCCUCAGGCUGUGGGUUCAGGUAUUCCUGAGAUGAAGACGAUACUGAGGGGGGUGGUCCUGAAGGAGUACCUGACGUUUAAGACGUUUGUGGCCAAAGUCAUUGGUCUGACCUGCGCUCUGGGCAGUGGGAUGCCUCUGGGGAAGGAGGGACCCUUUGUUCAUGUUGCCAGUCUAUGCGCCGCUCUCCUGAGCAAAUUUAUGGCUCCUCUUUUCGGCGGGAUUUACAUGGAAGAGCCCUUUGAGGGAAGCAAGAACGAGCUGAGGAACACAGAGAUGCUGUCCGCUGCCUGUGCUGUGGGUGUGGGCUGCUGCUUUGCUGCCCCUAUUGGAGGGGUGCUGUUCAGUAUUGAGGUCACUUCUACGUUUUUCGCUGUGAGGAACUACUGGAGGGGCUUCUUUGCUGCCACCUUCAGUGCCUUCAUAUUCAGAGUGCUGGCAGUGUGGAACCAGGAGGAAGAGACCAUCACUGCUCUCUUUAAGACCCGUUUCCGGCUCGACUUCCCGUUUGACCUUCAGGAGCUGCCUGCGUUUGCCAUCCUGGGGAUUGCCUGUGGUUUCGGUGGCGCUCUGUUUGUCUACCUGAACCGGCUGAUUGUAGAGUGCAUGAGGAAACAGAAGACUAUUAACAAGUACUUGCUGAGGAAGCGUCUGGUGUAUCCCGCACUCGUCACCCUGCUGAUCUCCACUCUCACGUUCCCUCCGGGCUUCGGGCAGUUCAUGGCCGGACAGCUGACGCAGCACGAGUCUCUGGUCGCACUGUUCGACAACCGCACAUGGUGUCGCCAGGGUGUGGCGGAGGAGUUUGACUACAUCAGCCACCACCACGCCUGGAAACACCCACAGGUCAACGUCUUCAUCACACUCAUCCUCUUCAUCAUCAUGAAGUUCUGGAUGUCCGCUGUGGCCACCACCAUGCCCGUUCCAUGUGGGGCCUUCAUGCCAGUUUUUCUUAUUGGCGCAGCAUUCGGCAGACUUGUUGGAGAGAUCAUGGCAACUAUGUUUCCUGAUGGCAUCCAUGCUGACGGCAGCGUGUAUCCCAUAGUUCCCGGUGGUUACGCUGUAGUUGGUGCUGCAGCGUUGUCUGGAGCAGUCACUCACACUGUAUCCACAGCCGUCAUAGUGUUUGAGCUGACUGGUCAGAUCUCCCACAUUCUGCCUGUGAUGAUCGCUGUGAUCCUGGCCAACGCUGUGGCCCAGUCGCUCCAACCAUCACUUUACGACUCCAUCAUCCGCAUCAAGAAACUCCCUUAUCUGCCUGAGCUGGGAAUGGGUCAUCACGAGAAGUAUAAUAUCCGUGUGGAGGACAUCAUGGUCAGGGAUGUGCGCUACAUCACUCUUAACUCUUGUUAUCGGGAUCUGCAGGAGAUGCUGCUGACUGGUCAGCUCAAAACACUGGCCCUGGUUGAGUCCAGAGACUCCAUGAUCCUGCUGGGCUCCAUAGAGCGGCUGCAGCUCCAGUCGCUGCUCUCUCUCCAGCUGAGCCGCCUGCGGAGGCUGGAGUACCUCAGCCAGUUGGCCCAGGACAACGGCACCCACGAUCACCUGCCCAGCCUGACCACCGACAGCACGCCCAGCUCCCCCUGCUCCCACGUCAACGCCUCGACCAACAUCAACGCUCGCCAAGUGGUCCGCUUCCUGAUCUCCACAGAGGAGUCUUCCUCCUUCAGCCCGGUGGUUUCCAAUGUUCAGCUUCCUCUGAAAUCUGCCUUGAAAACUGUGUCCGCCAUCAGCGACACGGAGACGCCAAAUAGCUCUCAGACCCUGUCCUGUGCUGACCAAGACGAGGAGCUGCUGGAGAGUCCGGCUGGGCCGGCUCCUCCUGAAAAAAGGCAACCCGGGCCCAAACGAGUGAGGAUCUCCAUGGCGGACUCUACUGAAGUGGAAGAUGGCAUGACCCCAACAGACAUAGCGGAGUGGGAGGAGCAGCAGCUUGACGAGCCGGUGGAUUUCAAUAACUGCAAGAUUGAUCCCGCUCCCUUCCAGCUGGUGGAACAAACAUCUCUGCAUAAGACCCACACUAUCUUCUCUCUGCUGGGCCUGGAUCACGCCUACGUGACCAGCAUGGGACGUCUGGUCGGAGUGGUCUCUCUCAAAGAGCUGCGCAAGGCCAUAGAAGGCUCAGUGACAGUGACCGGAGUCAAAGUGCGCCCUCCGUUGGCCAGUUUCCGUGACAGUGGCAACACCACAAACGUGUCAGAGGUAACAGAACUGCACAAGCUGUGCAUCCGCCACAGAGGGCUGUCAUUACCACGGGAACCCAAGCCACCGGACGUGAAGAACCAGGCAGAACUCCCAUACAAAGACAUUCCCGUUAACUUCUCGGACCAAUCAAAUUUGCAAUUUGAAACCAGCCCCGGGGACGUCUCAAGUCAGUCAUCAGAGUUGGUGCUCCAGGAGAGCCCCUCGUUCACAGAGGACCCGUCGGAGUUUACUUUUGACUGCAGCCCCUCCCACACGGAGGAGUCGGAGCUGGCCUGUGACUAUGACCCCCUCACCGGCACUCCUGAGCAGGACGACACGGAGCAAGAACAGGGGAGUCCGUCUCUGAACAAGGACCAAUCAGAACCUGAGGGAGAGGGUGUCCCCGCCCACACUGAGGAUCAAUCAAAAUGAUCAGAGGGGAUCCACACUGUCGCCCUCGUGAAUGUUGACGUUUCUUACAUUUGUAGAGGUCACUCUCACCUCGAAGCCCAGCCUAGAUUCCUGUGUUUCUAACGUUGUUCUGGCGUGAUUGAGCGAGUGAGAGUGAGCAGGAGUAGAUGUGACAUUCAUUGUUGUGUUUUAAACUGUGCAAAUGCCUGUUUUACAGGGUAAAGCUGGUUUUAUUCUAGAUUUGAAAAACUGUCAACAAAUCCCAUGAAAAGUACCAAAACCAACCACUACUGACUCCCCUGUAAUGUCUGCGGUGCUUUGAUUAAUGUUGAAGAGGCAAAUCUUUAGAGCCUCUAAACACCCACACAGGUGUUUCCAUUCAUUCUUGCUGAUUAGCCCUCUGCUCAGGUUGAAGGUGGGCCGGAGCUUUGAUGGGAGUUUAAUUAAGUCACAAAUCUUAAUCCACCAUUAAGAAUGGUAAAGAUGUAAUUUGUCCCCCCCCGCAACAGGUGCAACAAAGCUAUCAGGAGACUCAUUCCCUCUAUAUCAAUCAAUUGAAGUCUAUAGCGCCCACACAAUCCUGAGAAGAGGUCUAAUUAGCCAGAUUAAUUGAAAACACCUGGAUGGGUGCUCAGAGGCUUUAAAGAGGAGCCCUGCCAAUUUUACACAUCAAAGUCUUUGUUCAGGUGUUGGGGAAUGUGUUAAUAGUUUUUGGUUUUUUGUGAAAGAUGUUAUAUAAAGCCUUGUGUGGCUCCAGAGGGAGAUAUGUGAGGCAAACUGAUUCAUCAAAAGCUUGAGAACAUCUAAUAAUGGACCUUUAGGUGAGAUUAUUCAAGUCAUUUCCUAAAACAGCUGGACAUUGUAGGCUACAUUGCUCAAACAAGCAUAAAUUAUGCAUUCGUUUCAGCCCCAGAUUUGGUGCUCUAACGAGCAGAAGAAUGCCGUAUGUGGGAAUUGCCUCGGAAAUAAACACGAUUGUUAUGAUGUGUGUGAUAUUGCAAUGAGGGAACAUGCCACCCAGUGCAACAAUUUGGCUAAUUUAUGUGUUUAAAUACUUUUUUGGAGCAGGUCUUGCCCACAAAGACAAAACCAAUUUGGUCCUUUUUUUAUGGGAUUUGUUGAUAAUUAGAAAAAUAUGGAAUAUUGUCAGCUGUAUGUUUUAAAUGUAUGUGUAUGUGAAAGAGAUUAUUUUUGACAAUUUCCAUACAAUUCUAACAUCUGGUCCAGACUCUUAAACAUUCAUGCCAAAAUAACAUCCUGUAAUGAUUAUAUCAAUUACAAAUCAAGAGAGAGAAAUCACGCACACAAGUAAUGGAGGAGGAACAAUAAAAUAAAGCACACAAGAACAUAGACAAUUAUUCUAAUGAACACAUGAUGGUAUGAAUUCAAACUACUACCACUAAUACAUCAGAGGGCCUGAAUUAAUGGCUAAUAAUAUUAAGUUAUAGUGGUGUUGGUUAUAUGUUGGCAGAUAUGCAAUAACUUUACAGUAAUAAAGCAGUAAAAGGUGGUUUAAUAGCAACAGUGUCAUCAUUAGUUUGUCCAGACUACAUUGUUUACAAUACAUACCAUUAUCAGUAUAUAUUAAUACCAAAUAUUGGUGUUCAUAUCAGCCCCCGAAAUCUCCAAAUUAACUGGGAUCUACUGUUCAGAGGCAGCUUCCAAAGGUCCAGCGAGCUUAAUGCAGGAAUCCAAAUAAAGGUGAAGCACAUUGUAAUUACCAUGAGAAUAAUUUAAUGCACAUGUAGCCUUGUUUGGCUUUGUAGGGGCUGAUUCAAUAAGGGCAAUGUAGACUGUCAGUCUUGAGUCUUGAACUGCUUCUUCAUCUUCUGCUAUGUGAAUUUAAUUGUGUGUUUAAUGUGUUUCUAGCACGAUAAAGGAGCAACACUUGGGCUCAGAUUGAAAGAAAGAUACUGGGUGAUGUACAGAGCACACAAACACACUCAUACGGCCACGUGUAUGCGGCCUGUAGAUAUUAACGCCGUGAUAUGUUACACGUAUCUUUAUGACAGAGUACAUUUAAUCCAGCCUGGCAUCUAAUGCAAUGUUGAGAAAUGUAACUACUGUAUGAAGCACAGCGAUACCCACGGCGAUGUCGUAGAGCAGAGUGUGUGUGUGUGUGAGUCCUUGUUACGACCCUAAAAUGGAUGUAAGUACUUUAGCUUCAUGCCGUUGCAUUUUUGAGCCAUAUUUCUUCUCUAUCUUAUGUGAUGUCAUUGCAGCACAAUUGGGGCUCGUUUUUGUCCGUGUAACCCAUUUGUGCAACGUUUUAUUAACGUCCUGACUUUCUGUUUGCAUAUAGAAUGUGAAGUAGUGCUCGCCGUAUAAGAUAACGAAUAAGGUGUUAAAUGUAGAGAGUGUAUAAGCUCAUUUGCAGCGUAUCUAGUUAAGCAAUAAGUCUGUAGUAUCUCCCUUUAUAUGGCACUGGCCUGUAUAUGCUUUGUACAUAUGGAAAUACACGGAUGAGAUCUAAGUACAUGCUAUUGUACAUAGGAGAAUUAUGCAUUUGAAAUCCAACAGCCAUUGUUUUUUUUCAGAGAACAUGAAAUUGUUUUUGUA
Molecule: messenger RNA, 5568 nt
Organism: Anoplopoma fimbria (sablefish)
Lineage: Eukaryota; Metazoa; Chordata; Actinopteri; Perciformes; Anoplopomatidae
Gene: clcn2a
Product: chloride channel, voltage-sensitive 2a
Exons: 24
Coding region: 1-3030 (1009 amino acids)
Biological process (GO): chloride transport; transmembrane transport
Cellular component (GO): membrane
Molecular function (GO): voltage-gated chloride channel activity
Source: RefSeq, a predicted model, not a curated record